AUGAAGGCGACUAUACCAACUCUACUUUUAUUGUGGUGCAUAUCAAUCCAUAGUUUACUGGCAAAACCGAGUCAUUCUCAUCGCGAUGGAGAUGAAGAACCAAUUUGUGACUCUUCCCCACUACGACCGCUUCGCAUCGCAGUGAUUGGAGCUGGGCCUGCCAGUCUUUUUCUCUGCCAUGCAUUGGAAAAAUUGAUCAAAGAGCAUGGUAUUCAUACUAAGUCUGGGCGCAAGAUGGAGGUGACAGCCUUUGAAAGGUCCAGUCAUCCAGGUGGCCUGUGGCAACCAAGAAACAAUGCGAAGAGUGGAGUUACAAUCUACGACAACAUGUGGACCAAUGGACCUUCUUUUCAACAUGAAUUCUAUGACUAUACCUACGAGGAACACUUUCGUCGGCCCGUGGAUGUCUACUUUCCACGCAAGGACGUCUUGGACUAUAUCUUGGCCCGGGUCCAACAGAAUACCACGGACUUUUUCGAAAAAUACGUGAGGUUUGACACGGAGGUAAUCAAUGUCAGAUUCAGUAAUGCCAAAAAGGUCUUUAAGGUCACAGUCAAGGAUCUCAUGACUGGAGCGGUCACAUCUGGGUACUAUGAGAAAUGCAUUUGGGCCGCUGGUGCUGAAGGUGUUCCUAAUGUACCUAGAUAUGCAUCAGAUCUUGAAGAGUUUGGCUUCGAGGGAAGGGUGAUACAUUCAUCUGACAUGGCCAACUUCGAAAAAGACGUUAGGGGAAAGCGUAUCUUGCUCAUAGGAGGUGGGCUAUCUGCAGAAGACCUGGCCUUACAAGCCAUCAAGUGUGGCGUUGAAAAAGUAUUUGUAGCGGCUCGAGCUAAAUUUGGAUCUUCGAUUUCCAUGACUACAGCCUGGCCUGACAACAAGGUAGAAGUUUUGCUGGGAUGGAAUCUCGCGUCGAUUACCGAAGAUGGAGAAUCUCUCAUUCUAGAAUCCGUGACAUACGAUGGGGAAUACUACAGUCGCGAUGAAAUGUACGACGAUAUCUUUUUGGAUGAUGUUGAUACCAUCAUCUUUUGCACUGGAUAUGAUGCCAACAUAAACAUGCUUGAAAACUCUCUCCAGAAGGGGGUGUCGAUAGAUCUUGAAUAUGAAAAUGUCGAAUCUCCUACAGUGUCGGAAGACUGGAGUAUGGAAGAAAAUUGCAUGACAUCGAGGUUGGGGGAUGUUCAGCCAUCAUUGUAUUUGGAAUACGAAUCAGGGUACAAUAAUCCUAUGGUGUAUAGAGGGGUGCUUAUUUCCAAUCCAAAUAUGAUGUUUUUAAGUAGCUUUGGUUCGGAGACUCCCCUGUUGUCCAUUGAUGUUUCAGCACAUCUUUUAGCAGGAUACCUCUACGGAACGAUAAAUUUACCGACAAAGACUGAAAUGCAGAAAAAGAAUCUCGAAAGGUUCCAUCACAUGAUGCAUAAUCCUUUCUCCAGAAUGGAUGCAGAUUAUGCCUACUCGGUAGCCAUUGAGCAGUGGAUGGAAACUGUCAACUCUACCGAAAGACUCAAUGCGUCAGACGAAGUUGUUACUACAUCGGCUUAUUGCUUUGAUCUCUAUUACUUGCAUCAAACGAUGGUAGAUGCUAAUUAUCCAAUUAAGUUGGUUGGACCCGAAGGAUUGACAUGCCCGAGCAAGUUUGACCACAAGAUUGGCAAUCGGAACUAUCUCAUGCCGAAGGGCUUGACCGAACUCGGGGAUCUUUUUGUAUCUAUGGAUAUGCUCUGUGGAGAGCAUCGUGGUAGUACUCGCAAUGACAAUCGGGUAAAGGAUCAAACCCCAUCAAAGUCCACGUACCGUGACUAUACUGAUGGUGCCAAGUUUCGCUCUCUCCACACACACAAUGAAGCCCGCCCUUCUUUGGAUGACAUGUGGGUAAAUCUUUGA
Messenger RNA from Cylindrotheca closterium, 1884 nucleotides. The record is from the annotation of a GenBank genome assembly. NCBI's taxonomy places the organism in Eukaryota, Bacillariophyta, Bacillariophyceae, Bacillariales, Bacillariaceae.